AUGAAAAGCUUAUUUAAAAUAUUCAUUGUCUUAAUGGCAAUGUUAUUUGUUGCCGAAGCAUCACAUUUCCGUUUCGGCUCAAUAUCAUGGCAACCAACAACUUCCUACAAUACAAUUAAAUUCUCAUCAAAUUUUGCAUUUAGAACUACUUUUUUCAAAUCUAGUAAAACCUCAAUUGUACUUGGUGAAUCAAUUUCAGUUGGUACAUUAACAUAUGGUACUGGUUCAGGUAUCGCAUCGAAUUCUGUAGUACUUACUGUCACUGGUUUUGAUCCAAUUAACGAUUGGUUCACAGGUUCAUACACCGUAACUAAAACUUAUCCAGUUCUUGCUUCUGGUGCCUCUAAAACUUAUACUGCCAUUUUUACAGAUUGUUGUAGAAUUAGUUCGCUUAUUAAUAAUAAAGAUGGUUCAUGGAAUAUCACUACCAAUGUUCAAAUCGAAAACAAAUCAGAUCUUUCCUUACUUAACUCUUCACCAGUAUCAAGUAUGCUUCCAAUUUAUAAUGUAAUUUAUGGUAAAAACAACAACUUUAGGAUUAUUGCCUCCGAUCCAAAUAACGAUCCACUCACUUUUUCAUUCUCAACUGUUUAUACAAUGACUCAACCAGCUGGUAUGACUAUUUCACCAAGUGGUGAUGUCUUUUUCAAACCAACUCAAAUUGGUCUAUAUUCAACUCAAAUUUAUAUUCAAGAUAGCAAGUCUGCUUACAUUGUAGUAGAUUUUAUUCUCAACUCAGUUUCUGAACCAGGUGUCUGUGAUGAUAGUUGUGUCAACAAAGGUAUAGUUUGUACUACCAAUUCUCAAUGUACCAACUGUAAUCCAGCUAUUGUAAACAAUGUAAAUAAUACAUGUGUUGUUACAAUUAAUGAACCACCAUACUUUACAAAUCCAACACCAGUCGAUGGUCAAGUUAUUACAUUCAAUACUAAAGUUUCAACCUCGUUCGCUAUUAAUUGUACUAGUGAUAAAUCAACAGUAGUUGUUCAAAGUGCUAAUGUUCCAAAAGAUAUGGCCCAAGUUGUUAACCCAAUUAGUGGUAAUUCACGAAAUCAAAUUGUUACCUAUUCAUGGACUCCAAAAGUUACCGAUGUUGGUUCAUAUGUUAUGUCUGCAUAUUGUAGUGACGCAAAAGAUUUAUCUUCACAAGUUCGUUCAUUCUCAAUUUUUGUUCCAAAACCAAACUGUGGUGCUGGUGAACAAAAUAAUAAUGGUGGUUGUACUUGUCCAACUGGAUGGAAUCCAGAUGUUAAAUGUUUUGAUUGUUCAAAAGGUUAUUAUGGUCCAGAUUGUGUUCCAUCUGAUAAAUGUAUUAAUGGUAAUUCAUAUGAUGGUGUUAAUGGUGAUGGUAAAUGUUCAUGUUAUAAUGGUUGGACUGGUGUAUUAUGUGAUACCCCACUCUCAAGAACAUGUUCUGAUCUUACAAAUUCUAUUAUUGCUACUACUGUUACUCCAAACUCAUACAUCAAUCCAACUUUUGUUUCACUCUAUGUUAAAGAUCAAACCGAAGUUAAAGUUUCAUAUAGUAUUCCAGCAUCUCUCCCAACUCUUAAUGUCUAUGUUUUAGCUGAUGCAAAUGCCCAAGAUUCUACUGUAUUUGGUUAUAUCAAAUCAAACAUGAAUAGUUUUGUUAGUUCCUUCAAGAAAUUCAGUGAAAAUGCUCAAUUUGGUCUUGGUUUCUUUAGCGAUGUCCCAAAUGCUGGCUUUACUUUCCAACCACAAUUAACUAUUGGUAGUGCUAUUGAUACCGGUAUUAGUACUCUCAAUCCAAAUACCUAUGUCUCCGCAUCUAAUGGUAAUUCUCUCGCUUCUUUAAUCGAUGCAGCAUCAAGCCCAUUAGGUUGGACAACAGGUGCUUAUAGGGUUAUUGUUCUUAUUACUGAUUCUGAUCACACUGCUUCAUCAGCUGAUAUCGAAAAACUCAAAACCACUUUAGCUCAACAAUCAAUUAUGCCAAUUAUCGUUGGUUAUAAUAAUGCAGUUCUUCCAAACUGGAGUAGCACUAUUAGCUCAGCUGGUUUUGGUGUUGUUGCCGAAAAGGCUGGAAUUGCAGCCGAUUGGACUCUUAAAGCUCAAGCUGCCUUUACAACUGCUCUUAAAACAAUUGUUUUCAAAGCUGUCGCAGGUGAUGAUGAACAAGUAAUUUCAACUGUUCCAAAUAAAAUUACAGUCAAUACUGGUUCUAUUACCCAAGGUACAGCUAGUGGACUUUUAAUUAAAAUCCCAGCUUCAACUGAUGGUCUUGCCAGUUCACCAACUCCAAGAGUCUCUGCCAUUGGUUAUGGUGCAGUAGAUUUAAGAGUAAAUUACAAUCGUAAGCCAUUUGCCUCGGCUAUAGGUUUUGCUUGUGACCAAAAUGGAAAAGUUAAUUUCAAACUUGCCGGCUCUGAUCCAGAUUCAAAUAUCUUAACAUUUAAAUUUAAAACCCUUCCAGCUGGUGGAAUUAUUUCAGCCAAUAAUGCUAAUGUUAACACUGCAACACAAUAUGCAUCUGAUACUCUAUUUACAUUUUCUGCUUCAACAAACUAUAUCCAACCAUCCUCAUUUAGUUUCAUAGCUAAUGAUGGUUGUCUUGACAGUGAUCAAAAUACAGGUUCAAUUACAAUUAAUAGAGUAAACCAAGCACCAACUUGCAGUCCACAAAUAAUUACCUCUAAAGGUUUAGGUGCAGCCACUCCAGUUACCUUCACCCUAUCAGGUUCAGAUUUCGAAGAUUCAAGCUCAAAAUUAUAUACCAUUUUCCCAUCUCUUUCUGAUAUUUCAGCAUAUGGUGUCUUUAAAACUAAAACUGGUGCUACUAUUACUGCCACCACUCAAAAUAUUGUUGGAAAUGAAAUUUCCUUUACUCAAACAUCCAAUAUUGAUAUUCCCAAAGCUUUUAUUGUUAAUUUUGCAGUAUUUGAUAGUUCAAAUCUUCCAUCAUCAUAUUGCAGUCUCACAGUUAACGUUAUCCAUACCAAUGUUGCCCCAAUUGCCACAGGUUCUACUCCAGUUUCUAUUAUUCCAUUGGGUAUUGCCAGAUUAAAUCUUAACGCCACAGAUAGUGAUUCAAAAUCGGUUUCAUUUACUAUCACUGCCUUUAGUGCUGGUGUUGAUGGCUCAUUCUAUGAAUGUGAUACUCCAGGAACAGCCCUUAUAGUUAAUAAAGUAUUUGGUCCAGUUGACGUCACAUCAGGCAAAGCUUCACUUAACCAAAAAAUUUGCUACUUGGCUCCAGAAACCACAGGCUCCAGCUAUGCUUCGAUUUCUUAUACCACAACCGAUUUUGAAGGUCUUAAAUCUGCUAAUACUUUCACCACUUUAAUUGAUAUUGUUGGUCAACGUUUAAAUAUAGCACCAGAAGUUCUACAAACCCCACCAUUCCAAGUUUAUCAAGAAGAAGUUUCAGAAGUUAUUACUAUUGAUGGUACUGAUGCCGAUCCUUCUGAUAAAGGUAAAUUAAUUGCCGUUAUUUCAACACCACCAGCUAAUGGUGUAUUUGUUAGCGCCAAAACAAAUGGAAAUGCUGUUACACAAGGUUUAGCCCCAUUAAAAUUCUAUUACAAACCAAACAAAGGAUUUUACGGUACAGAUAGUUUUAGUUACUAUGUCUAUGAUACUUUUAAUAGUCAAUCUGGCAUUGCUACCACCCAAAUCACUGUCAAUAGGGUUAAUCAUGCACCAAUACUUACUCUUACAAAUAAAAAGUACACUUCAAAUGACCAAUUCCCAGUUUCUGUUUUAAUAUCUGUUAGGGAUGAUGAGAAUGACCCAGUUACUUGCUCUUUUGUUGGCAAAUUACCAGGCAACUACACUAUUCUUGACAGCGGUAAAGAAUAUGUUUUAGGUGCUCCAUUAUCAUCUCCUAUUUUCCAACUAACAAUCGAUCCAGCUAAAGUUACACCAAAACCAUAUGAAAAUAUCUUUGACACUCUUAAUAUUGAAUGUAUUGAUACUCCAAAAUACACAUAUCCAAAGGCAUUAAGUGCAUCAGGCUCUUUUGUUGUUUACUACGAUUACUUCAACACAAAGCCAAAAACAAAUUCAUUCCAAAUCAGACUAAAUCAAGAUGAUCAAGUUUCAUUUGUAGUUAAUGGUAGUGAUCUCGAAUCACCAGUCUCAGACUUAAAGGUUUCUCUUUUAUCUCUUCCAACAAAUGGAAAGUUACUCUAUAAAAAUGUUGAAAUCGAAAACACCAGUGCCUCCUAUUAUUUACUCGAUGGUCUCACCUAUAAACCAAACAAGGGUAUGUCAGAUUAUGAUACCCAAUACUUACCAUUAGAUAGAUUCAAUUUUGCAGUUAUUGAUGGUAAAAGUCUUGCAUCAGAACCAGCUGUUGGUGAAUUUAAUGUUAACCCAAGAAAUCCACCAAUUUACACUGGUCUUCGUGUUAUCAAUGUUUACCAAAAUACCCGUUAUCCACUUACUAUUACUGGUGUUCCAGGUAAUGGUGGUGUAGAAGUUAAUCUUAAAGUUACUGGUUUCACCGGAAGAGGUAAUCUCUCUGUUUCACACAUUAUGGGUUCAGAAAAACCAAUCGAUUCAUUAAUUUCAACAUACCCAGUCGAUUUAGCCGGUUCAAAUUCAUACAAUCUUGCUUAUAUGCCACCAAGAAAUAAAUAUGGUGAUAAUUUUGAUACUAUUACAUUCCAACUUUAUGACAGAGAUAUUAUUUCAGGCUAUAUUACAAUUAUUGUCAAUGUUAUCCAUGUAAAUCAACCACCAACCAUUACUCCAAUUGGCUAUACCCCAAGCGAUUCAGGUAAUGUCGAAACAUUAUUUAUUGGUAAAGAUUACACUGUCAACAUGAAUGUUGAUACCAAUGUUACUAUUAAAUUUGAUGGUAAUGAUGUUGAUGAACCUGUAAUUCCACUUCAAGCCUUAAUGCCAGUCUUACCAACUCAAGGUACUGUUAGAUUAUUAAAUGGAGAAGUUCUUUCACCAUUACAAAAUAUUACCCAACAUACCGAUGGCCACUACUAUAUUGUCUUUGAACCAAGCCCAGGAGCUGCUUACCCAAGAUAUACUAGCGUUCCACUUUUUAUCAAAGAUGAAUAUGGUCUCUCUUCCGAGGCUACUAAAAUUUUUAUCAAUGUUAACCGUGUAAAUAUUCCACCAUAUGUUACAGUUGAAGAUCAAUAUCAAAACUAUACAUUCAAUACUAAAGAUAUUGUAAAUCUUAAAGGCAUCGUUGCUACUGAUCCAGAUUCAGUAAACAAUAACAUUACCUUAAUUGUCUCAGUUGUUGGCACUAAAAAUGAAUCAGCCCUCCACAAGAGCUUUGUUUCAUUCAAUCUUACAAAUUCACCAUCCUGUACAUUUGAGGCCAAUUAUACAACUGCUACCUGUCUUGCUACUAAUCCUACAGUCCUUAAAAUAGUUCAAUCCAUUUCAGUUCAAGGUUAUAUUGCAGGUGAUUAUCGUCUUAAGAUUUUCGUAAAUGAUAUGGGUUACAAUGCUCCACAAGAAAUUAGAAGCCAAAGCUUUUUAAAUGCUACCAACUAUGUUUAUCUUACAGUCAAGAAUGCAAACACAACAAAUAAAUCAAAUAAAACAAUUUUAUCUGUUGCAAUUGCUGCUGCCGCCGCUGCUACUGCCAUUAUUGCCUCAGCUAUUUGGAAAUUAGUCAAGAAAGCUGCUCCACCUACUGAUGCUUUCUUUGGUGAAGGUGCAUGGUCAGGUGAUGGUGUUUCAACAAAUCCAUUAUAUGAAAACAAUCAUAAUAAUAGUGGUGUUAAUCCACUCUAUGAAAGUGGUGUUGAUGCUUAA
Dictyostelium purpureum is the source of this 5748-nucleotide messenger RNA. RefSeq lists its product as uncharacterized. The coding region runs from base 1 to 5748 and encodes 1915 amino acids. Lineage: Eukaryota; Evosea; Eumycetozoa; Dictyosteliales; Dictyosteliaceae. The transcript has 3 exons. The record is from RefSeq and is a predicted model, not a curated record.